Synchytrium microbalum is the source of this 1017-nucleotide messenger RNA. RefSeq lists its product as uncharacterized. The coding region runs from base 1 to 1017 and encodes 338 amino acids. The transcript is spliced from 7 exons. Gene Ontology annotation, biological process: vesicle fusion; endoplasmic reticulum to Golgi vesicle-mediated transport. Gene Ontology annotation, molecular function: SNAP receptor activity; SNARE binding. Gene Ontology annotation, cellular component: SNARE complex; late endosome membrane; endoplasmic reticulum membrane. The record is from RefSeq and is a predicted model, not a curated record. NCBI's taxonomy places the organism in Eukaryota, Fungi, Chytridiomycota, Chytridiomycetes, Synchytriales, Synchytriaceae.
AUGGCGGCCAUCCUCUACAACACAAUCACUCGCCAAAUAGCUCAACUGGAACAGGACUUGGAAAAACUCAACAAUGAUCAUUCUGCUGGCCAAAUAUCUGCAUCGCUAUCUGCACUAUCGAAAUCUCUGGAUGAAGUCGAGUCCAUUGCACGGAACGAGAUUACUACCUUGAAGAGAGAAAAGGCGCUAGUACGUGCAUCAAAAAUACGAGAAGACUAUACUGCCCUCCGCACUACAUUCGAGAAAUGGAAGGUCCAGUAUCAGGCAAAGCUACAAGAAGCACGCGACAAUGCCCGCUCGGAACUACUCAACCGAAAAUCAUCACAUGCGAAUGGAGCUCAUAGUACUGAUCCACUGGACCAAACCUCAGAAACAUCCGCCCUCCUGUCAUACCUAUCCCAAGAAUCCAACACCCUCUCCACAUCCUCCACAAACAUGGAUAGACUAAUCCAAAUGGGGUCAUCAGCCCUAUCUGAGUUGUAUGAUCAGCGCAGUAUGCUCAAAUCAACGCAAAGAACCUUAUUGGACGUGGCAAAUCGCCUGGGAGUGUCGAAUGACUUGAUUAGGAGGAUUGAGAGGAGGAGUAAAGAGGACGCGUGGAUUCUUUGCGGUGGUAUUGUGGUCACGGUGCUGGUUAUGUUACAAGAAGCAGACGAACAUGCACUUGCAGAUCCUUCAAUCGCCAAAUAUUCCUUAUCCGUCCUUCAAAUAUCAGCGUCCUUAUCAGGACAAUCAAAGUCUCCAGAUGAAAAAAAUGAGCUUCCGACUUUGAAGAUGGAGACGGCUCAAGCACGAUCUCGUGCUGUAGACGAGCAUCAAUCUCCUCAAACCUUCUUCAAACAGUCAUAUCCCUCCGUCUCAUCAUCUUUCGCAACCAUGCUUCAACAAGCAUGGACAAUCUAUGAUUACGUCUCUCUCCUUCACUCCCAGUGUAUCCGCACCUCAUCAAUUGCUGCCAAUUUUUUGCUAUACGCUGUUACAAUACUCGGGAGUAUCAAACGACCUGAUACGAAGUGA